Clonostachys solani is the source of this 309-nucleotide messenger RNA. NCBI's taxonomy places the organism in Eukaryota, Fungi, Ascomycota, Sordariomycetes, Hypocreales, Bionectriaceae. The record is from the annotation of a GenBank genome assembly.
AUGCAUUUCACCAAGACCCUUGUUUCUCUCUUUGCCCUCGGCUCUUUUGCCUCCGCCUCUUUCUACGAGGCCGAUGAGUCUGUGGAGCUCGCCGCUCGUGAGGCUGAGUUCCUCAGUGCCCGCGCCGAAUACAUCCAGGCUCGUGACAACUACAUCAUGAAGAAGCGCGGCAGCCUUCCCUCUAAGCCUACGAAGUACAAGGCAAGUGUUUGCUGGCAGAAGCAGUGCAAGGAGUCGUUCAACGGGAAAUUCCGGGUUUGUGGCUCAUGCAGCGGAAAGGAUGGAAAGAGCUGCACUUGCACGUACUAA